Messenger RNA from Spirometra erinaceieuropaei, 3002 nucleotides. The record is from the annotation of a GenBank genome assembly. Lineage: Eukaryota; Metazoa; Platyhelminthes; Cestoda; Diphyllobothriidea; Diphyllobothriidae.
AUGUUCGAUGAGCGUCUUCCUGGCCAUGUUCUUUCCAUGCUCAAUGACACCAGUCUCAGCGAGGAUCCCUGGUUGGACGGAUGGCCGGAACCCAUUUGGCGCACAGCUCAGCGCUACGGAAUUCUUACAGGCUCUAUGUUGUGGCCAAUCACUGAUAGACCUGUGGAUGGCGAUGUGCCGUUUCAGCGUAUGUCAAGAUUCAAGUACAACGCACCAGGCGAGCUGCAUUACCCCAACAAAAGGAGGGUGGAUGAUGUGAUUGCUUGGCUCACUAGUAAUCACUAUAAAUUGGGCCUGGUGCUUGUCUACUUUAGUGAUGUUGACGUGAAGGGGCACCUCUUUGGACCGCAUAGUGUCCAGGUGAGCGUUCCAGAUGUGCAUAAGAGCGAUAGCCAAUGUCACUAUUCCAGCUGUCCUCGGUACUCCAAUCAACAUCCCUACAUAACAGUUUGGCCUAACUUCCAAUAAUUGACUGAAUUUCACAUAAGAGGGCUGCCGAUCCUAGAGUUUACUGCUCGUUGUGCAGCACAUUCGUAGGCAUAUUAGAUAAAUGAGCCCAUGUUUGGACAAUAACGGUUUUGUCGCUUUUACGAAUUGCGACAGAGUGCUAAAAUGUACAAUCGUGGAGGGGCGCUCACCGACCGUUCUUAGGGAACUCAAUCGAUCCGUUUUACCUUACAGACUCUCUCGAGCUCAACCAGCAGCCGCACAGCGGCGCAUGUUAUAGGCAGAAUGUUAUUACUGACAAAGACAAGGGAGACUGGAAUGACCAUUUCUGGCUUAUUAGCCGUCGUCAGCCAGUCACACCCAACUCCGAAGUGUGGAGCACCUGGGGCUCGAACUCACGAGCUGUUAGUUAGAAGUCCACGCCUCUAACUAUUGGGCCUCGAGCUCGUUGCCCUGUCGGUUUCGAUCGGGAAUAAGGGAUGGUGGAGGGCCUCGAGAGAGAGAGAGCCCGUAAAACACAACGGAGCGAGUGAGGUCCGUAAGAACGAUCGGUGAGCGCCCCCCACCAUUGUAUAUCGUCGGUCGAAACCGACAGGACGACGAGCACAUGGCUCAGUGGUUAGAGGCGUUGGACUUCUAACUAACAGGUCGUGAGUUCGAGCCCCAGGAGUUCCACACUUCGGGGUUGGGUAUGACUGGCUGACGACGGGUAAUAAGCCAGAAAUAGCCAUUCCAGUCUCCCUUGUCUUUGCCGGUAAUAACAUUCUGGCUAAUAUGUACACCGCCAAAAAUUCCGAGAGCAAAAUACGGCUGCUGGGCUUGAUACCUCCACUGCAACUGUUUUUUGGUUUGUACUCCAUGGGACUAAAAUAACCCUAUGCUAUUCGUUUUUAGUUUUGGUGAUCUCUAACAGCAAAAAAUAAUAUGCCGUGGAAUAAGUGAUUAAUUUGGCUGAUUAUCUACAACUCAUUCCUCAUCGGGUUCCAUUGUCUCCCAACUUCACGAUCUCUCAAAAACAGGGCUUUAACUAGAGCCGAUAUUUGUUUUCAGACAGCUGAAACGAUCAUUCAGAUGGACGGCAUACUGGGGUACUUUCUAGACAAGCUUGAACAGUAUGACCUCCGCUGGCGUACCAAUGUAAUUCUCACAUCUGACCACGGAAUGACCGAAGUUUCGAGAGAACGAAUAAUUGUGCUCGAAGAUCUUGUCAACUCGAGUUGGUACACCUUUCCACAGCUAACACCGAUCGGUCUUAUUUAUCCUAUCCCCGGUAUGACGGAACAUGACGCAACAUGACAACUACCACGUUCGUACAGUUGAAUGUUGUGGUUCCCCAUUUAAUCGUUCCUUUUGAAUGGCCAAGUUCCAGCUGUUUGACCGGAGAUUUUGCAGUUCACUAUGUAAACGCCCGCGAUAGUUGUUUUUCCUUUGUUCUUAUUGUUGACAUAUGCCAAACUGCGAGUCCCUCUUUUGUGAGUUUUUAGUUAAAGCGCCAGCCUGUGCUGAGCCGCCUCGGCAGGGUAUUUUUGUCAAAUGUACGUUCUACUGAAAUAUUCAGAGUAACAGACGUUGAUAUCAACUUAAUUUCCAGUUGGCCAUUGCGCACUUCUUUGUGAAGUACCACAUAAUGCAACAGAAUCUGUGAAGGUAUGGCCUCUAACAACCAGUCGUUGAAUGUGCUUUGCCUCGACGCGAAGCUUUUCGACCGGCCGAUUUUUCCAAGGGAUUGUCAAAAGACAAGUUAAUAGGUGUUUUAGCAGAUUUUGAAUAAUUCAUUUUGACCCAACUGUGAAAAACUCGCCUCCUCCGUGGGAUUCGAACCCACGACAGCAAGGGGAGGCUUUAGUACAACCAACGCUCUAGCUACCUGAGCUACGAGGCCCCACCGUGAGACGUGAGUUUGAUCACAUUUGAGUCAAGUUACCCGCCCAACCUACUGCCAAAACAUCUGUUAAUUAUGUGAGCCUUGUAGUCAUCUGGUGGAUUUUAAACGGAGUAGUUAGGAAAUCCUGCUUGGACAGUCAGCUUACUGUAUCAGACCUGAUGGAUUCCAGACGUUGCAAUGGGUUGGGCGGGUAACUUGACCAGACUGUGAUUAAAUUAACGUCCCCCCAGUGGAGCCUCUCAACUCAGGUGGUUAGAACUUUGGCUGAACUAGAGCCCCUCUCGCUAUCGUGGGUUAGAAUCGCACUGAGAUGCCGAGUUUCUCACAGUUGGGUCAAGAUGAAAAUACGAGUUGCCAGACCGUCAUGGCGGCACAAUUUCGCUCAAUGACGACUUUUCAGCAAUAAGGUUUAUUAAUUGCACCAUUUCGUUCUUCCAUCGACCUCAACGCUCCUUACGCGUGACACUUAGACUCAGAUAUCUUGAUAGUGUCCGUUGCUAAAAUAAUGGAUUAUGCUGAUAGACAUUUUCUUUUGAUACUAUCGACUUUUGCUUCAUUUUUUUUCCCAGUUUCCCUCGAAUUUUCACACCAAUAGUUAAAAUUAUGGAUAAGCUUGUCAUAAAUUAUCUUAUCUUUGAAGGCCGACAUGAUGACGUCUACAGGAAAUUGA